Molecule: messenger RNA, 2082 nt
Organism: Dreissena polymorpha
Lineage: Eukaryota; Metazoa; Mollusca; Bivalvia; Myida; Dreissenidae
Exons: 2
Coding region: 243-929 (228 amino acids)
Source: RefSeq, a predicted model, not a curated record
GCAUUGUGGAGCAUCCCAGUUCCCAGAGGCAUAGGCUUUUCCCGCUAUCACCUGGCGCUAUUGCUGUUAUUCGGAAGUUCGUGGCUGUUCUAAACACGGAUUAUCUCCACUUCCAACGCGCACUAUAUUUGCUGGUAGAGGACUGGCUUGAGAAUAAAGUAGGUACAGGAUCACCUACGGAUCCAACUGAGGCGGCCCUUAUAAGAGAAGUCAAUAAACUAUCUGGAGAGGUGUCAGGAACCAUGAACGACCAGGAUGACAUUAUAAAGUCCAUUUAUCAGAUGCUCGUCGAAAUAAAGGUCCCCGGACAUUUAAAGGUAGUAUGCUCUCAUCGAUUCUGGAUUCGAAAGUCAUACGAACUGUGCGUUGUAGUCGGAGUGAAAUUCUCGGACAUGAUGCCGGAUUUGAUAGAUCGCCACGACUUGAGCAAAUUUUGCCACAGGGAAGUGCUAGGGUAUGCUAUAAUGUUCGGAGAAGGAGGCCAAGACUUCAGACAGCUUGAAAAGCCAGAUGAAAAGGAAGAAUGGACCUUGUCGCUUGAGCAUCAUUACUCACACAACCCCCAUCAUCCGGAGUAUUUCUGUGAUCGGGACAAAGAGGGGAAGCGAGUAGGGUCCCGAAGAAUGAUAGAGGCGGAUCCGGACUAUGGAAAGGACUUCCUUGACGAAAGUAUCAUUGACAUGAUGGCGUCCCGUGGAGAACGCUUCCUAGCAAAGGAUCCGGUUUUUAACGUGAAAAAGCUGCUGGAAAUGCCUGAACGUUUUCUGUUUCGUUAUCACGAAGCGGACAGAGAAUACGUCAAGGAGACACUGCAGAAAUGGUCGUUUAUGGUUCGCGAUUUUCUGUCCAAGGAGGUAAAUAAAGGCCGCCUUAAUAAGCAUUUCGAUCAUCGAGAUGUCACAUAUUGCGAAGUUGAAAACGCAGCCUAAUUCUGUGUCAGCUUUAUCAGCAUUGCGUUUUCCUUUUUCCGCUUUGCGCAAUUUUAUUUUUAUAUCCGUAUCACAUAUUUAUUUACUUUAAAAUUGAUUUUAAUACGAUUUCUUUUUUUUACUAAAUGGAAAGGGUAUAGCAGCGUUUUUCUCCCAAUCGGAAAAAAUGUACCGGUGUCGCGCCCGUUGUGAAACAUUAGCGUGUAAACCUUUUAAUUAGGAAAAUUCACGUCUUGAAAUUUGAUGAUUGGGAAUUAUUGGUCUUUUUAAUUGCUUAAAUAUUCAUUUUCACGCCUUUUUGCUGAAAUGUUCAGUUUCAGUGCUCGUUUUAUUUAUUCUUUUUUUGUACUUGAAUAUAAUGCGUAUUGAUACAUCUUUCCUUCCUUUCGGGAAUCUUCGAACUGCAAUUGGGAAAUUUGUAUUUUUUCCUACAGUGGGAAAGUGCUUUUCACAUGUACUAUAUAAGAAACAAAAAAAAUCGCUGAAGAGUAUUACAGUUAAAAUCGUCGUUGCGACGAAAAUUGUCAUGAAGUUGUAUGAAUGUGAGAAGAGUGGUUAUAUGAUACAUUUGUGUGGAAUUAUUUUGCGCAUUUGUGUCAAUUGGACUAUAAGAGACAAUACUUUAUUUUCAUUUGGAUUUACAUUGGAGUGUAUUUUGCCCUCAGCAUGUGAGCACUUUUCAACCGUCAAGCAGUACAGUAACCAUUGUUUACACAAUAUUGGAAAAUAUGCAAUAGGCAAACCAAAUCCAGUCAUUUUUGCUUGACUGAAACAGUUAGGUAUUCUAAGGCAUCGAGGUACCCGAAGGGGAAGUGGAUUAGUUAGUAGACGUGUUUGGGACACCAAUCAAGGUGUGAAUAUCAUCAACCUACAAUAUUUGCCUGAACAAAUUUCAACUGUUAUAACUGUACAUAGCAAACAGUUUAGAAGUCGCCGAUCAGGAACUGUAACACACCAUAGUUACAACACACAAAGGAAGCAAUAUGGUGUUAAUGUAUCAAAUCUGAUAUAUCCAAAACGAUCAAACACACUCAGUAAUUUUACAGAGAAUGUUAUCUGUCUUACAUUAAACUGUCAUUCAGUAAUACAAAGGAUGUGCUAGUCGGGCAAUUGCUACGAGACGACAGCAUUGAUUUUGCGCCGUUGACGGAAA